UUCCCGGCCAGGCUGCGAUGCGCUCGGGGACGGAGCUGCCUUGCAGAUGUGCUCUGGUGGCGGCGAAAAUGGGUGGAAAAAGCCGUCAUCCAAUCUGACGCCCUGAAGUCGUCUCACUGAAAAAAAAAGAGUGGGAGAAGGGCUCUGUUUUGACAGAUUCCAACCCUGCGAUGGAAACUGGAUAGUUGCAGCUUCACCGGGGAGGCUAGCUAACUUUGACAGCCGACUUUCUAACCCUCCCCUCCUCCUGACGAGAACAUUUUCAUCUUCAGGAUGAACGGACGCUGCGGUGCUUUAGUGUUCAGCUAAGUCAGCUGCUGUUUAUUAAAUGGGAACCAGGUGCCGAGACACACCGGGAGCAAUGUUGUUAGCCAGUUAGCUAACAUUCUACCAGCUAGCUGCUAGUUAACUAACACUUAAUUAGUGGGCUGAGUUAGCCUAACUAACUCAGCCCACUAAUUUAGACAAUUCAUUCUUUUAAGUUUAGUUGCUUUUUGCACAUAAUUUAAUACAAUUGUUAAUCUUCCGGCACAUAGUUUUAUUUAUUUAUUUAUUUAUUUAGAGAUAAUCAGGUUUUUUUGCUUUAGUCUAAGCUAGGUGGCUAACCAGCUGUGCGUAUCGGCAGAGCUUCUUGUAGCUUCAGCAGUUCAUCCCUGCCAGCGACAGCCAUGGCUCAAGAGGCGUUCCCUUUGCAUGUUCUUGUCUGGAACAAUCAGUACUUGGAGCUCGACAGAGAGCUGCAGAAGAAAGGGCACGACUUGGAGCGCAUCGAUCCACGAGGACGCACCCCGCUGGAGCUGGCCGUGUGUCUGGGCCACCUGGAGUCCACCCGGGUGCUGCUCCGACACGCUGCAGACCCGACCUACUGCAACGCGCAGGGCUGGACCAUCUUACAGGAAGCUGUGAGCACGGGGGACCCUGAGCUGGUGCAGCUGGUGCUUCAGUACAGAGAUUUCAAGAGAGCAACUGAGAGACUGGCGGGCAUCCCCGAGCUGCUCAGCAAACUGAGACAGGCUCGGGACUUUUAUGUGGAGAUGAAAUGGGAGUUCACCAGCUGGGUGCCUUUGGUGUCAAAAGUGUGUCCCAGUGAUGUUUACCGGGUGUGGAAGAGUGGCUCUUGCCUCCGGGUGGACACCACUCUUCUUGGUUUCGAGCACAUGACUUGGCUGAAAGGGCGGCGCAGCUAUAUUUUUAAAGGAGGAGAUGACGGUGCUGUGGUGAUGGAGGUGGACCACGAGAAGCAGGUGGUGUACACCGAGCCGCUCGUGUUGUCCCCGCGUGACGCUCCCUCCCUCCUUGCAGCCAUGCAACCGUCGCAAGAGAACACCGCCCAGAGGCUCACGUCUCCCAUCGUCUCCACACACCUCAACACUCGCAACAUCGCCUUUGAGCGGAAUAAGUCUGGAAUCUGGGGCUGGCGUUCAGAGAAGAGUGAGGUCGUCAGCGGAUACGAAGCCAAGGUUUAUAGUGCUACCAACGUAGAGCUGGUGACUCGAUCGAGGACAGAGCAUCUCUCAGACCAGGACAAGUCCAGAUGUAAAGGCUCAAAAACACCUCUGCAGUCUUUCUUGGGGAUUGCUGAACAACAUACAACUCACAACGGGAGCAAUGUGUCACAGUGUGCCAGUCCUCACAACCCCACAGCCAUCACAGCUGAGGAAUACUUCGACCCGGAGUUCAACCUGAACGGCCGGGACAUUGGGCGACCCAUCGAGCUCACUAGCAAAGUUCAAAAGUUUAAAGCGACGCUGUGGUUGAGUGAGACUCACCCUUUGUCCUUGGCGGAGCAGGUUACACCCAUCAUAGACCUCAUGGCCAUUUCAAACGCCCACUUUGCCAAGCUGCGUGACUUCAUCACUCUGCGUCUGCCGCCGGGCUUCCCCGUUAAAAUAGAGAUUCCUCUUUUCCACGUGUUAAAUGCCAGAGUGACCUUCAGUAACCUGUGCGGCUGCGAUGAGCCCGUCAGCUCUGUGACUCUCCACAAACCAGACACACCCGAAGAAGCUGGUCAGUGCCCCCCUCCCUUCCAGUGUGAGGUGGAUCCCUCGGUAUUUGAACCACCUGCCGACUACACCACGCUCGGCCCAGGCCGCAGUGAGCCAAUGAGGGACGAGGACGACAACCUGCUGCAGUUUGCAAUUCAGCAGAGUCUGCUGGACGCCGGCACAGAGAGCGACCAGGUGACCAUCUGGGAGGCCCUGACUAACAGCCGUCCGGUUCUCCAGUCUCCUUUGUAUGAGGAGGACUCUCAGCUGGAGAGGGCGAUCCAGGAGUCCCUGACGCUCUCUCUGGCCAACAGAGAUGGAGAAGACACGGCCGACUCCAACCAGUCAUCCUCCGUGUCCCCUUUGGACCCUGCUGCGUCCCCACCGCUCCCCUACAACACAACUGGCGAGCCGCGUGUGUCGGAAAACUUCGGCGUGGCGAGCAGCUUCGAUGAACAGAUGCGCAUCGCUAUGGAGCUGUCCUGCCGGGAGCAGGAAGAGAUGGACAGGAAGCAGAAGGAGGAAGAGGAGGAGCUGGAGAGGAUCUUGCAACUGUCUCUCACUGAAAAGUGAUGGAACCACAGCAGCUGAGGCAGGUCCACACUGUGGAGCAAUCACCCUAAUUUAUUUCUGUUUUUAUUCUGAUGUGUUAAGUUAUUAUAAAUAUUUAGUCUUUUCCACAUGGAGGCUGCUACCAGAUGAAAGGAUGAGAAUGCUGAACAGAUGUGAAAGAACCAGGAUGGAUGGAGGAAGGGUGAUGAGGAUGGAAGGAAAUCUUUGUUUUCUUUUCUAUGGAACAAAAGGUUUUCACAGACAAACCGUCUUUUGGUUUUAAACCUACAGCAUAGCAAAGGAAAGUGAGAAAACUGUGGAUAAAUAUUCUUUACUCAUAAUAGUGAAAAGGUAAAGAUUAUCCUCAUUUGUAGUUUUUUUCCUUUUAAUGAGCACAAUUUUAACCUGUUUGCAAUUUUCUUUUGAGCAGAACUGAACGACCUUUUUAUCUGCAAAUCAGAAACAGGAUCCGUCAUUUUCGGAAAUAUGCAGAUUUGGAGGGGUUUUUGUUGUAUGUGUGUGUGUAAACUUCAUAAAACUGAAAAUAAAACAAAUACAAAUUCUGAAUUGCA
This is a messenger RNA of Oryzias melastigma (Indian medaka), 3109 nucleotides long. It is a transcript of the gene ankrd13d, whose product is annotated as ankyrin repeat domain 13 family, member D. The record is from RefSeq and is a predicted model, not a curated record. Gene Ontology annotation, molecular function: protein binding. Gene Ontology annotation, cellular component: cytoplasm. Lineage: Eukaryota; Metazoa; Chordata; Actinopteri; Beloniformes; Adrianichthyidae. The transcript is spliced from 16 exons. The coding region runs from base 669 to 2558 and encodes 629 amino acids.